Molecule: messenger RNA, 636 nt
Organism: Pangasianodon hypophthalmus (striped catfish)
Lineage: Eukaryota; Metazoa; Chordata; Actinopteri; Siluriformes; Pangasiidae
Product: fatty acid-binding protein, brain-like
Exons: 4
Coding region: 80-475 (131 amino acids)
Biological process (GO): fatty acid transport
Cellular component (GO): cytosol; nucleus
Molecular function (GO): fatty acid binding
Source: RefSeq, a predicted model, not a curated record
AAACCCAUCACACCGUGCAAGGAACUGGAGAGUCAGUGUGUAUUCUCACGAGACAUUAUCUCAGUACUGCAGUAUAGACAUGGAAGCCUUCUUUGGAAGCUGGAAAUUUGUCAGAAGUGAAAACUUUGAUGAGUUUCUGACAGUAGCUGGUAUUGAAGAGGAAAUGAGAAAUGUCAUAAAAGUACUUAAACCAAUCAUCACCAUUUCCCAAGAGGACGACCGACUGGUGAUUAAGUCAGACUCCGUCAUUGGUAAGAGAGAAAAUAAGUUCAGAUUCGGAGAAGAGUUUCAGGAGGAAACAACACCUGACAAAUUUUGCACAAGUGUUAUAAACCUGGAAGGAGAAAAACUCGUCCAGGUGCAGAAGGAUGAGAGUAGAGAGAUCACGACUGUCCGAGAGAUCCAGGAUGGGAAACUGAUCAUGACUCUGACAUGCGAUGAAGUCACAGCAGUAGUUACAUAUGAGAAGGUGUAAAUGUUGGAGAAACCUCCAGCUCUUUCACUGCUUCUUCAUCACUGACCUGCAGUAUGAAAGCAUGUUUCCAAACUAGGAGCAAGAAGAAGAAGACCAACUGUGAACAGAUGCAUGAAUCCUGAUCAUUAUAAACCAAACUCAAUAAAGAAUUUAGGAAAAUA